This is a messenger RNA of Notolabrus celidotus (New Zealand spotty), 1476 nucleotides long. Its product is annotated as D(4) dopamine receptor-like. Gene Ontology annotation, cellular component: plasma membrane. NCBI's taxonomy places the organism in Eukaryota, Metazoa, Chordata, Actinopteri, Labriformes, Labridae. Gene Ontology annotation, molecular function: dopamine neurotransmitter receptor activity, coupled via Gi/Go; calcium ion binding; G protein-coupled receptor activity. The record is from RefSeq and is a predicted model, not a curated record. The transcript has 7 exons. The coding region runs from base 1 to 1383 and encodes 460 amino acids. Gene Ontology annotation, biological process: adenylate cyclase-activating adrenergic receptor signaling pathway; adenylate cyclase-inhibiting dopamine receptor signaling pathway; homophilic cell-cell adhesion.
AUGGACCCCGACCUGAGGACCAGACCUGUGCACGUCCUGCUCGGGAGCUUCAUCUGCCUGGUCGGUGUGUGUUCACUUUGUUCAGCUGAGAGACUGUGCACGGUUCCUCCAGGUCCAGUGUCAGUUCCAGAGAACAACACGGCCGACAUCCAGGUAGUGAAGAUCAGCUCCAUCAGCGAUGUGACUCUGUCGGUGUCGGUGAACCCCGAAGAUCUGUUCUACCUGAGAGGAAACGCACUGAUGGUGAAGAAGGGACUCGACUAUGAGUCUCUGUCCAGUGCAGCUCUGGUGGUCUGGGUUCAGUGCAGCAGAGAGGGAUCCAGCUCUGUGAACGAGUCCGUGGAGGUGUUGGUGGAGAACGUGAACGAUAACCCUCCAAACUUCGCUCAGAGUCACUUCCUCCUGGAGGUGAACGAGCUGACGGCGGUGAACUCCAGCGUGGGACUGAUCGAAGCCACAGACGUAGAUUCAGAGCCGCUCUACUAUCGCCUGGAGUCUGCCACGUGGAUCAGUGUGAGGAGCAGCAGCAGGUGUUUGUGCUCCUGUCCUCAGAGUCUCACCUGUUGUUUGUUGUCCUGCAGGUUCAUCGCCGUGUCCAUUCCUCUGAAGUACAACCGGAAACACGUGGACCACCGUCAGCUGGUCCUGCUGUCGGCCACCUGGCUGCUGGCCCUCGCCGUGGCCUCGCCCGUCAUCUUCGGCAUCAACAACGUUCCUCACCGCGACCCCAGCGAGUGCAAACUGGAGGACAACACCUAUGUGGUUUACUCCUCCGUCUGCUCCUUCUUCAUCCCCUGCCCCAUCAUGCUCCUCCUCUACGUGGGGGUCUUCAGGGGUCUGCAGCACUGGGAGGAGGCCCGGAAGCACAAACUGCGCAGCAGCAUCGAGGCCUGCAGGAAGCUGCAGCACGCCGCCAUCGCCGCCGCCGCCCUCCCCCCGCUGACGGGCACCAUACCCGGGCCGCUGCCGCUGCCUCUGCCCCGGAUCAUCGAGAGGGACCUGGCCCAGUGUCGGCUGGACGACACGGACGAUGACAUGCUGCAGGAGAUCCCGUACCCGCGACAGUACAGAGAGAACUCGGUUCCCACGCUGACGCUCAGCGAUCAGCUGACCAGGAGGAAACGCGCAAAGAUCAACAACCGCGAGAGGAAGGCCAUGAAGGUGCUUCCUGUCGUAGUGGGUUGCUUCCUGUUUUGCUGGACCCCGUUCUUCGUGGUCCACACGACGCGAGCCGUCUGUCUGAGCUGCACCAUCCCUCACGGCCUGAUGAGCGCCGUCACCUGGCUCGGCUACGUCAACAGCGCCCUCAACCCCGUCAUCUACACCGUCUUCAACGCCGAGUUCAAGAAGUUCUUCAAGAAGUGUUUCCGCAGCGUCUGCUGAGGACAUCCCUGUCCUGGACUCCGGACUCUGCUGUGAUCUCUGGACCUCUGUGCAGAGCUCCUGCAGAGCUCCAGGAGGGCUCCAGGAGGGCUC